This is a messenger RNA of Cuscuta epithymum, 564 nucleotides long. The record is from the annotation of a GenBank genome assembly. NCBI's taxonomy places the organism in Eukaryota, Viridiplantae, Streptophyta, Magnoliopsida, Solanales, Convolvulaceae.
GAAAAAUUAAAGGAGCUGAGCAUGGCAUGUUAUUAUUUCUCACCAUGUUCAUUCUCGGUUCAAAUUAUGCUUCUACUUGCUAUGUUGUCUUCCAUUCCACUUUCAUGUGCUACACCUUUCAUCAUCCUACAUGGCCUUGGAAUGCAAUGCAAUGAUGAAGCAAGCACUUUUUAUCAGACGUCGCUAAGCAUGUUGGCUGGAAUUAAAGGACCAUGUGUUGAAAUUGGAGGUGGUGCAUAUGAUUCGUGGAGCAUACCCAUAGAACAACAAGUUGAAACUGUUUGUGCCAAGAUUAGGGGAAUGCCAGAGCUUCAACAAGGUUACAAUCUAGUUGGUCUCUCCCAGGGAAAUAUAAUAGGACGAGGUGUGAUUGAGUUGUGUGACAAUGUACCACAAGUGAAGAAUUUCAUAUCAGUAGGUGGUCCUAAUGCCGGUGUUGCUUCAGUUCCUGCUUGCAGUAAUGAGGCUUGGUGUGAUGGUGUAGGUUCUGUAUCUGGAAUGGGAGUCUACUCCGACUACGUCCAAGCUCACUUGGCUCCUAGCGGCUAUACGAAACUUCCAAAU